Danio rerio (zebrafish) is the source of this 5859-nucleotide messenger RNA. The record is from RefSeq and is a predicted model, not a curated record. NCBI's taxonomy places the organism in Eukaryota, Metazoa, Chordata, Actinopteri, Cypriniformes, Danionidae.
AUCAUCAUCAUCACCGACUGUCCGUGAGAGAGAAGCGGCGUCCUCAAACUUUUCCCAGAGUUAAUGACAUAAAUCAGGUAAAGUGCUGUUUUUAUCUUCACUGCUGUCUGUGGAUGUUAACCGACUGUUCAAAACUUCCCGAAACACCUUCAGAGGCUCAGCAGUCAGAGCAGUCAUUCCUGGAGUCACGCCAUGUUCAAGGCCGUGCUGAAGAAGAGCAGAGAUGGUGGGAAAAACAAGAAGGAUGCAGGGGAGCCGUUGGUGCUCAGUGGCCAGUGGAGGUGUGCUGGCGGUGGCAUGCCGGAUCCGUAUCCGUCUGCAGAUGAAGGCCUCAGACUGGGUUUUUCUAAAGGAGUCUCUAUGUCUCUGCCAUCGUCUCCUCUGCUGCCCCGACACACAUACGUGAUGGCAGCUCGACCCUGCAAGAAGUCUCCAGGAUUGGUUAGAAAGCCCAAAUAUGUGGAGAGUCCUCGUAUUCCUGGAGAUGUGUGUGCGGCGUCGCUGAAGAAGGUGCCUGAUUCUGCUACUGCUGGCUCCUCCUCCUCCACUCAGGAGUUGAUGACACGCUUGGGCUUCUUGCUGGGCGAAGGCAUCCCGGGCUCCACACACAUACCUAUGGACGGCAAGAAUGACAAAAAGUGUCCAGUGAAUCAGGGCAUCAGUCCGUGCUCCACCCUGACCAGCAGCACAGCGUCUCCCAGUACAGACAGUCCCUGCUCCACUCUGAACAGCAGCGGCCGGCCAGGGCUCACAGCCGUCUGCAUCACCAGCCCCAGCUCCACCCUCGACAGCAAAGACAGCGGCAUCAUCGCCACCAUCACCAGCUCCUCUGAGAAUGAGGAGCGCAGCGGCUCCAGCCUGGAGUGGAGUAAAGAGGGCAGUAUAAGGAGCUGCGGUCAGCAUGUUCUGGGACAGACGGCCACGCGGACAGACACAUGCUCUCCGGUGGCCGAGGAGGAACCAUCAGCGUCUGGGACAGGCUUACGGAUCGUCCCCAACACCAAGAAGAACUCAGAAGGACCCGUCCAGUAUACCACACAGAACCCGUCCAGCCUGAUGAUGCCUCGACCAAACUCAGUGGCAGCGACGAGCUCCACUAAGCUGGAGGAUCUCAGUUUUCUUGAUGAACAGCGAAACACCCCCCUGCGCACCUCCAUCCGCCUGCCCUGGCACAACACCGGCGGCAGAGCUCCACACGACAAAGCUUGCUUUGCUCCGUACAAGCCCACCGACAUCAUGCUUAAGCCGCUGCUGUUUGAGGUUCCCAGCAUCACCACAGACUCUGUGUUCGUGGGCCGUGAUUGGCUGUUCCAGCAACUGGAGGAUGACUUGAGCCCCAGCCAAUCAGGUGAGAGCAGCAGCUCCGGCUCCAUUCUGGUCGGCAACGUGGGCUUCGGAAAAACCGCCAUCAUCUCCCGCCUGGUGGCCCUCAGCUGCCAUGGAGGACGCAUGCGGCAGAUUGCAUCCAACAGUCCCACUGCAUCGCCUAAAAGUGCAGAAAUGAGUUCAGAUGUUCCUCUCAGUCAGUCGACUCCUCCACUCAGCACCAGCAGUACCCUGAGCUCCAGCAGCUGCCCGAACACACCCGAGCUCCAGCGCCACCGGGACCAGGCCGUCAGACGCCUCGCUGCUAAGGUGGUGGCGUAUCACUACUGUCAGGCUGAUAACACCUACACAUGUCUGGUGCCGGAGUUUGUGCACAGUGUGUCUGCUCUGCUGUGUCGAGCUCAUCAGCUGACGGCGUACAGAGAUCUGCUGCUGAAGGAGACGCAUCUGCAGAGUGUGCUGAGUCUGCGCUCCUGUGUGCAGGACCCCAGCGCUGCCUUCCGCAGGGGAAUCUUACAACCACUCAUCAACCUGCGCAAAGAGAGGAAGAUCCCGGAGGAAGACUGCAUUAUCCUGGUUGAUGGGUUGAAUGAGGCAGAGUUUCACAAACCAGACUAUGGAGACACUGUGGCCUCCUUCAUCACCAAAAUCAUCCCCAAAUUCCCCAGCUGGCUGAAACUGAUCGUCACUGUCAGGACAAACCUGCUGGAGAUCACCAGCCUGAUGCCGUUCUCCAAAAUCAGUCUGGAUGACUUCCCGGACAACCAGGAGAUCGGGACCGACCUCAACGCCUACAUCCAGCAGCGCAUCAGUGGCAGCCAGAACAUUCUCAGCAACAUCUCCCUCAACGGCAAAUCAGAUCCCGUCAUCGUCAGCAAAGUCAGCUCGCACCUGAUCUCCCGCAGCCAGGGCUCCUAUCUGUACCUCAAGCUGACCCUUGACCUUUUCGAAAGGGGUCACCUGGUCAUCAAGAGCGCCAGCUAUAAAGUAGUGCCCGUGUCUCUCUCUGAGCUCUAUCUGCUGCAGUGCAACAUGAAGUUUCUGAGUAACUCGGCGUUUGAGCGGGCCGUCCCCAUCCUGAACGUGGCGCUGGCGUCUCUGCACCCGCUGACGGAUGAGCAGCUGUUUCAGGCGCUGAACGCUGGCAGCCAGAGGGGGGAGCUGGAGUGGGACGACUUCCAGCAGAGGAUGGAGACGCUGUCCUGUUUCCUGAUCAGACGGAGGGAUAAAACACGCAUGUUCUGCCAUCCGUCCUUCAGAGAAUGGCUGGUGUGGAGAGCUGAUGGAGAGAGUUCAGACUUCCUGUGUGACCCCAGGAGUGGACACGCACUGAUGGCCUUCAUGUUGUCGAGGCAGGAGGGAAAGUUAAACAGACAGCAGACGAUGGAGUUGGGACAUCACAUCCUGAAAGCACACAUCUUCAAGGGUUUGAGUAAGAAGAUCGGCGUGUCGUCUAGUGUUCUGCAGGCCUUGUGGAUCAGCUGCAGUACUGAUGGUCUUUCUGCUGCUUUAGCCUCCCUGAGAAACCUCUACACACCCAACGUCAAGGUGAGUCGUCUGCUGAUGCUGGGAGGAGCCAAUGUGAACUACCGUACAGAAGUGCUGAAUAACGGGCCGGUGCUGUGCGUUCAGUCCCACCUCGGGCAUCAGGAGAUGGUGGCUCUGUUGCUGGAGUUUGGAGCAAAUGUGGACGUGCUGUCAGAAAACGGCAUGAGCGCUCUUUGUUACGCUGCAGCCGCUGGUCAUCUGGAGCUGAUCAGUCUGCUCUGCAAAAGAGGAGCCAAGGUGGAUCAUGUGGAUAAGAGCGGUCAGUGUGCGCUGGUUCAUGCGGCUCUGCGGGGUCAUUCAGAGGUCAUCGAGUGUCUGCUGGAGCUGCACUGGAGCUCUGAGAGUCAGCAGGAGCACAGUCUGAAGAGCCGGGCCCUGCAGCAGGCACUCAUCGCUGCCUGCAGUAUGGGACACAUUCAUGUUCUGGAAGGUUUACUGGCAAUGAAUGAUGAGCUGUCGGUGCAGAUUGAUGCUCAUGACACUCUGUGGGGAGAAACAGCUCUGACUGCAGCCGCAGGACGGGGGAAGAUGGAGGUGUGCAGCUUCCUGUUAAAGCGGGAAGCGCAAGUUCAGCAGGUAAACAGGAGAGGAGCGUGUGCUCUGUUCUGCGCAGUCCGACAGGGACACUGGCAGAUUGCAGAUCUGCUCCUGCAGCACGGAGCCGAUGUGAACGUCAGUGAUAAACAGGGCCGAACGCUGCUCAUGGUGGCGGCAUGUGAAGGACAUCUGAGUACAGCCGACUUCCUGCUGUCUAAAGGAGCCUCAGUGGCGUCGGUGGAUAAGGAAGGGCUGACACCGCUCAGCUGGGCCUGUUUAAAGGGACACAAGAGCGUGGUGCAGUUUUUGGUGGAGAAGGGGGCAGUUAUUGACCACUCGGACAAGAAUGGACGCUCCCCGCUGGAUCUGGCGGCUUUCUACGGAGAUGCAGACAUCGUUCAUUAUCUGGUGGAGAAGGGUGCUGUGAUCGAGCAUGUGGAUUACAGUGGGAUGAGGCCGCUGGAUCGAGCCAUCGGCUGCAGAAACACCUCAGUAGUGCUGACUUUACUGAAGAAAGGAGCAAAACUAGGCUACAGAACGUCUCCUUAUGAUCGAACAGGUAACGCAGCCUGGGCAAUGGCCACAUCCAAACCGGACAUCCUGAUCAUCCUCCUGCAGAAGCUGAUGGAAGAGGGAAACCUGCUUUAUAAGAGAGGGAAGAUGAAGGAAGCAGCUCAGCGUUAUCAAUAUGCUCUCAGGAAGUUUCCCAGAGAAGGAUUCGGUGAUGAACUCAAGGCCUUUAAGGAGCUGCGUGUGUCUCUGUACCUCAAUCUGUCCCGCUGCCGCCGGAAAACCAACGACUUCGGUUUGGCAGAAGACUUCGCAACUAAAGCUCUGGAGCUCAAACCCAAAUCAUACGAGGCGUAUUACGCUCGAGCCCGAGCCAAACGCAGCAGCAGGCAGUUCACGGCAGCAUUAGCCGACCUGCACGAAGCCUCGAAGCUCUGCCCGAACAACCGAGAGAUCUGCCGUCUGCUGGCACGGGUGGAGGACGAGUGCAAACAGAUGCAGCGCAGCCAGAGCAAACAACAGAACCUCUCAAACCCUGAACACCAUCAGCAGGAGCACGCAGAAGAAGAGGAAGACGACGACGAUGAAGACGACUCUGAGGCCUGGUCUCAAAACAUAUACUCGCUAAACCGCACUUCAAACGGCCGAUCGGCGUCUCCGCCACACAAACACAGCCUUCGCCAGCAACACAAGAGUCUGCUUCUACAGCCCAGCAAACAAGCGCAGAUCGUCAAAACCAACCAGCAUCUGGGCUCCUUACAGCCUGCGUCCGGACGAGUCAAGAAUCAGUACGCUCCAUCCAGCCCUAUUCCAAGCCGACACAUUUCUAGUGUGCUAAAAGCCGGACCAGGCAUUGAUAUUAGCCCGCUAGCACCUGCAAAUGCUGUUGAGACUGAAGAUCUGCAUCACGUACAGGUGCAUUCGACUCUCGAUGGAGCCAAUGUUAACGCAAGUCAGGAUUUGAGGAAGGAUGCUAAUGCUAGCAUGAGGGUUUCUAGCUCCACUAGCAGCCUGGCGUCCAGCAGUAGUUUAUCAGACAGCGGGAAGACCCAAGGACCAGAUGUCCGCACCAAAACCAGAACGGAUAAAGGUAAAAUCAGCCAGAGCGGCUCUGUGGAUUAUAAACCGCGUCCGUUCAUGGGGGUCAUGGAUAAAACGGCUCGUUUUCAGCAGCCGACGGCCACUCGGAGCUGGCAGAGUCACUCUACUGACGGUGUCGUAGCUUCAGCGGGUGAAAUCACGUUCGCUAAACCGUCCAGUGUUUAUUAUGAGCAGAUGAAGGGGCCGGCGGGUUUGCAUAACGGUGGUCUGCACGCCAAAGAGUUCGGCCAUAAAGAGGGAAAAGCAGUCCUGGCGCAUUCAUUUACGGACAGCAAACCCGGAUUAAAUCGAGAAACCGCCACCGCUCAUGUAGCGUCCAUGAAACCAAAGAGAUCCUUUAUAGAGUCCAAUGUUUGAGAUGAUCAUAUCCAGCACACAGACACUUACCAUUCACGACCACUCAAAAGUUUGGAGUCUUAAAGGUCCCGAAUUUUAGAUGUUAGUUUCAGCCUGUUCAUUUUAAGGAUGUUUAUUAGCUAGUGCGCUCCAAAAGAGUGUCUGCGUCCGAAAUCGUUUACUUUCAUACUAUAUAGUACGCUUAAAACUAUAUGUGAGCCAAGCAGUAUGUCCAAAUUCAUAGUAUGUGAGAAGUCCCCAUGUAACCCCACCGGUUCAACUCCACCCAACACGCUCCGAGCUGGUAUCGAACCGGUGAACUUCCGCAUGGGAGUCUGUUGCUCUAAAAAGGAGGCUAAAGGCUAUGGCCUCUAGCUGCUGACGCUAAAGCACCUUUAAAAGGUCAGAGUGAGCAUAGAUAUAUACACUAGAUAUUGCAUAGGGACCCUGAGCAUGCGUCAAUAGCACCGCCACAUUGGUACAGUGCUCCCAGGACAAAUG